GUGUGAGCUCUGCUAUGAAUCAGAGUGAGGACAGAGAGGAGGGAGUCCCUCCCUCUAAAAGCUCUCUGUGUGGGGAACAUGACAGCCAGACCAAAGCUCAGAGCCCACAACACACUCUGAGACCAGAAUCUGCUGGACCUGGACCUGGACCUGGACCUGGACCUGAACCUGGACCUGAACCUGGACCUGAACCUGGACCUGAACCCAGCUGUGUGUCCAUGAAGAGUGAGCGGUCUAUGUUUCGACCUGUGAACUUCAAACUCGGCCAUCAGUCUGCUGGUCAAAGGAUCCAUCAGCAGAGACCAGAUUCUCCUGAAUCCAGCUGUGUGUCCACGAAGAGUGACCAAGAUGGACACCACUCAGCUGAUGAAAGAUUUAACCAGGAGAGCUCAAAUGUCACGACUACUGAUAAUCUAAAUAGAUGUCACAGAAAGACAGAUACAUCUGUUCAUCGAGGACCCAGUGCUCCAGUGUGCCAACAAAAACUUAAAUCUAACCUGCAGAAGAAGUUCCAGUGUGUGUUUGAGGGGAUUGCUAAAACAGGAAACCCAACCCUUCUGAACCAGAUCUACAUAGAGCUCUACAUCACAGAGGGAGGGACUGCAGAGGUCAAUGAUGAACAUGAGGUCAGACAGAUUGAAACAGCAUCCAGGAAACCAGACAGACCAGAAACAACAAUCAGCUGUGAAGACAUCUUUAAAGCCUCACCUGGAAGAGAUGAACCAAUCAGAACAGUGAUGACAAAGGGAGUGGCUGGCAUUGGGAAAACAGUCGUAACACAGAAGUUCACUCUGGACUGGGCUGGAGACAAAGCCAACCAGGACAUACAGUUCAUGUUUCCAUUCACUUUCAGAGAGCUGAAUGUGCUGAAAGAGAAACAGUUCAGCUUGGUGGAACUUGUUCAUCACUUCUUCACUGAAACCAAAGAAGCAGGAAUCUGCAGGUUUCAAGACUUCCAGGUUGUGUUCAUCUUUGACGGUCUGGAUGAGUGUCGACUUCCUCUGGACUUCCACAACACUGAGAUCCUGACUGAUGUUACAGAGUCCACCUCAGUGGAUGUGCUGCUGACAAACCUCAUCAGGGGGAAACUGCUUCCCUCUGCUCGCCUCUGGAUAACCACAAGACCUGCAGCAGCCAAUCAGAUCCCUCCUGACUGUGUUGACAUGGUGACAGAGGUCAGAGGGUUCACUGACCCUCAGAAGGACGAGUACUUCAAGAAGAGAUUCAGAGAUGAGGAGCAGGCCAGCAGAAUCAUCUCCCACAUCAAGACAUCACGAAGCCUCCACAUCAUGUGCCACAUCCCAGUCUUCUGCUGGAUCUCUGCUACAGUUCUGGAGGAUCUGUUGAAGACCAGAGAGGGAGGAGAGCUGCCCAAGACCCUGACUGAGAUGUACAUCCACUUCCUGGUGGUUCAGUGCAAAGUGAAGAACAUCAAGUAUGAUGGAGGAGCUGAGACAGAUCCACACUGGAGUCCAGAGAGCAGGAAGAUGAUUGAGUCUCUGGGAAAACUGGCUUUUGAGCAGCUGCAGAAAGGAAACCUGAUCUUCUAUGAAUCAGACCUGACAGAGUGUGGCAUCGAUAUCAGAGCAGCCUCAGUGUACUCAGGAGUGUUCACACAGAUCUUUAAAGAGGAGAGAGGACUGUACCAGGACCAGGUGUUCUGCUUCGUCCAUCUGAGUGUUCAGGAGUUUCUGGCUGCUCUUCAUGUCCAUCUGACCUUCAUCAACUCUGGAGUCAACCUGCUGGAAGAAGCAUGGUUGCCUGAAGUUGUUAGAGAUAACUCUCAACUAAUACAUCUGCACCAGAGUGCUGUGGACAAGGCCUUACAGAGUCCAAAUGGACAUCUGGACUUGUUCCUCCGCUUCCUCCUGGGACUUUCACUGCAGACCAAUCAGACUCUCCUACGAGGUCUGCUGACACAGGCAGGAAGUUGCUCACAGACCAAUGAGUACAUCAAGAAGAAGACCAAGGAGAACCUGUCUCCAGAGAGAAGCAUCAACCUGUUCCACUGUCUGAAUGAACUGAAUGAUCGUUCUCUAGUGAAUCUGAUGCAAUGGCACCUGAGUUCAGGAAGUCUCUCCACAGAGGAACUCUCUCCUGCUCAGUGGUCAGCUCUGGUCUUCAUCUUACUGACAUCAGAAGAAGAUCUGGACGUGUUUGACCUGAAGAAAUUCUCUGCUUCAGAGGAGGCUCUUCUGAGGCUGCUGCCAGUGAUCAAAGCCUCCAACAAAGCUCUGUUGAGUGACUGUAACCUCUCAGAGAGAAGCUGUGAAGCUCUGUCCUCAGUCCUCAGUUCCCAGUCCUCUAGUCUGAAAGAUCUGGACCUCAGCAACAAUGAUCUGCAGGAUUCAGGAGUGAAGAAGCUCUGUGCUGGACUGGAGAGUCCACACUGUACACUGGAAAGUCUCAGGCUGUCAGGCUGUCUGAUCACAGAGGAAGGCUGCUCUUCUCUGGCCUCAGCUCUGAGCUCCAACCCCUCCCAUCUGAGAGAGCUGGACCUGAGCUACAAUCAUCCAGGAGACUCAGGAGUGAAGCUGCUGUCUGCUGGACUGGAGGAUCCACACUGGAGACUGGACACUCUCAGGGUGGACCAUGGUGGAGAACAGAGACUGAAACCUGGUCUGAAGAAGUAUUUCUGUCAGCUCACACUGGACACAAACACAGUGAGCACAUACCUCAAACUGGAAGACAACAACAGGAAGGUGACAUGUGUGGAGGAGGAUCAGUCGUAUCCUGAUCAUCCACACAGAUUUGACUGCUACUGUCAGCUGCUGUGUGGAGAUGGUCUGACCGGUCGCUGUUACUGGGAGGUGGAGUGGAGAGGAGAAGUUUAUAUAGCAGUGACUUACAGAGGAAUCAGAAGGAAAGGAGACAAUGAAGAGUGUGUGUUUGGAAGGAACCAUCAGUCCUGGAGACUGAGCUGCUCUGAGUAUGGUUACUUUGUCUGGCACAACAACGAUCAAACCUUCCUCCCACUCCCUCUGUCGUCCUCGGUCUCUGACAGAGUAGCAGUGUAUGUGGACUGUCCUGCUGGCUCUCUGUCCUUCUACAGAGUCUGCUCUGACACCCUGAUCCACCUCCACACCUUCAACACCACAUUCACUGAACCUCUUUAUCCUGGGUUUGGGAUCGGAUCCAAGUCUGAGGACGUUCCUGGUUCUUCAGUGUCUCUGUGUUCUCUGUAAGAGUCUCCUCACGACACUGACUAAAAAUCAGUGAAAUCAUCAUUCAUUGUCUGUAUCACUAACAAAUCUACCGUAUCACUUUGAAUUGCGUCAUUGUAAAACUUAGUUACUCACCUGUUACGAUGUCCGAUGUGAUUGAGCGGAGCUUCGAAUAAACCAGAGCGAUCUCCUUCAAACCAACUUUAAAAAUCUUUAAGUUGUCAUAUGUUUCGCCUUGCUGAGAAAGUGUAGGGGUGUGGAUUAUUCCAUGACUCUAUGAUGAUUGAAUGAAUCUGAUGUGACCAUGAAAGACCUUCAUUAAUGGAAGAGAUUCAUGCCCUGAUGGGUUCUAGCCCACCAAGUGCCACCAAGCUUCAGUACGCCACACACUGUAUCCCAUUGUGGCACCCGGGCAUUUUAAAGGAGCUGGACCACCUUAACCCAGAACAGUUCCUUUGUUUGGAUGAUAUGCAACUCCACUA
This is a messenger RNA of Larimichthys crocea (large yellow croaker), 3646 nucleotides long. Its product is annotated as NLR family CARD domain-containing protein 3. The record is from RefSeq and is a predicted model, not a curated record. Gene Ontology annotation, molecular function: protein binding. Lineage: Eukaryota; Metazoa; Chordata; Actinopteri; Sciaenidae. The transcript is spliced from 8 exons. The coding region runs from base 15 to 3185 and encodes 1056 amino acids.